Molecule: messenger RNA, 2142 nt
Organism: Necator americanus (New World hookworm)
Lineage: Eukaryota; Metazoa; Nematoda; Chromadorea; Rhabditida; Ancylostomatidae
Exons: 8
Coding region: 1-2142 (713 amino acids)
Cellular component (GO): membrane
Source: RefSeq, a predicted model, not a curated record
AUGAUCCUUAAUAGGAUUGAAAAAGUUUUGGAUGAAAGACAGCCAUGCGAGCAAGCAGGGUUUCGAAAAGGAUUCAGCAUGAUUGACCACAUUCGCACUGUUUCGAAACUCAUCGAGGUAUCACGAGAGUACAAGAUGCCGUUCUGUCUCACCUUCAUCGACUUGAAGAAGGCCUUCGACUCAGUUGAGACGGAAGCGGUCGUGGAAGCCUUGGACAAUCAAGGCGUCCUUACUCAGUACGUAAAGGUACUUCGAGAGUUGUACAGUAACUUCACGACCGGAAUUUCGCCAUUCUACAAGAACAUCAUCAUUGACGUGAAGAGGGGGGUCCGACAGGGUGAUACAAUUUCACCCAAAAUAUUCACAGCCACCUUCGAGAACGCAAUGCGAAAGUUGGAAUGGAACGACAUGGGAGUGAAGGUUGAUGGUCGGCAGCUACACCAUUUGCGCUUUGCUGAUGACGUACUGAUAACAUCCAACAUCAGCCAAGCGGAACGAAUGCUGACCGAAUUCGACGAAACAUGUGGAUGCAUCGGUCUUCAGCUAAAUCUGCAAAAGACGAUGUUCAUGCGCAACGGAUGGGUCUCGGAUGCCCCAUUCACGCUCAACGGAACGAACAUAUCCGAGUGCACCAGCUACGUUUAUCUAGGUCGGGAAUUGAACACGAUGAACGACCUGACCCCCGAGCUGGGCAGGAGGAGAAGAGCGGCUUGGGGAGCGUACAAGAGCAUCGAGGAUGUAGUGAAGAAGACCAGGAACACCCGGCUCCGUGCUCACCUCUUCAACACCACCGUACUUCCUGCUUUGACUUAUGCUUCGGAAACCUGGGCAUUUCGCAAGCAGGAAGAAAACGUGGUGAGCGUCAUUAAACGCGCAAUUGAGAGAGUGAUGCUAGGAGUAUCCCGCUUCACGCAAGUGAGGGACGGGAUUCGAAGUUCUCUCCUACAUCAGCGAUCAAAGGUUAGAGACGCCGCCACGUUUGCCAAGGAAAGUAAAAUAAGGUGGACGAGACACGUGAUGCGCUUUAACGCUUCCACGCGAAAGGAGGAACCACUGGGCUACUCUGGCACGCGAUCGGGACAAAUGGAAGAAUUACUGGCGCCCGCUCGACCAGUUCGAAGAUCAACGGGAGUCAAGGUGAUCAAGGUGAAUGGUUUCCUUAGUACCUCUAUCCGAAUAUGCGGGUUAUUUUUUGAAAUCCCGCCACAUUUUCCUGGAAUGGGAAAACUUACCAAAAUCCCAAGAACUGAUAUGAAAAAUGGAGGGCUCGUUAUCCAUGAUCUCACUGCCGACGACUACAACUGUACAAACGGAAUCCAAUGGAUCGAGCGUAUUUUCUCCGAUUGCGUGGACACGGAGCUAAAAUUGCUAGGUUUUAUCAUCGGAAUCAUUUCACUGCUGCUAUGGCUAGUACCUCUGCUUCCUCAACUUUUGCAAAACUACAGGACUAAGAAAUGUGAAGGAUUAUCGCUCACUUUCCUGUUUUUGUGGCUAGUUGGUGACACUUGCAACAUGCUAGGGGCAAUGCUAACGCAUCAAACACCAAUACAGCAGAUUAUUGGUGUGUACUAUAUCUUUCAAGAUCUCGCCUUGUGGGGACAAUACGGAUAUUACACUAAGGUCUACCCUAAACUUGGCAGUCAGAGGAGCUCAACUAUAGUCGUGCCGUGUAUUGCAUUAUCUUCACUUGGUUCAUUCUGUCUAUUUUCCAACAAUUCACCAAUGUCUCGUGUUGUCCGUUCGACUUCAGUCAAUACUAUGAUGAAAGGCUCUCUUGAUCAUGCGUUACAAAUGUGGCCAAUAUUCGAGAGUUAUACUGACAUGGGAAGUUCGCUGUGCUAUUUUGGAGGCAGGAUUCCUCAGAUAAUCAAGAAUUAUCAACGCAAAAGUUGUGCAGGACUUUCACUAUUAAUGUUCUAUAUUAUUGUCGCCGGCAACCUUACAUAUGGCGUGUCUGUACUUCUGGGAACGACGGGCUGGCUCUUUUUCCUGAGACAUCUUCCGUGGCUUGCUGGUAGUCUUGGAUGCGUAAUGUUUGACAUUGUUGUGAUUUCUCAGUAUUAUUACUACAGCAAGAAGAAACGGGAGUCGGCAGAAAUAGAAAGGGAGCGUCUCCUAGAGAACUCAGAUCAUGACGAUUAA